Molecule: messenger RNA, 3116 nt
Organism: Chrysemys picta bellii (western painted turtle)
Lineage: Eukaryota; Metazoa; Chordata; Testudines; Emydidae
Source: RefSeq, a predicted model, not a curated record
AUCCGCCCCAGGGGCGGGGCUACACGGCGUGUCGGAGUCCGUCGCGUGCUCUGCCCUCCGCCCGACCCGUAGCCAUGGCGCCGCGUCGCCGCCGGCCCCCUCGGGGCCGCGAGCCCGAGCCCGAGCCGGGCGCGGAGGGGAGCCCGGAGCGGCCGCAGGCAUCCAGUAAGAUCUUACCAGCCUUUCCAACGCCUGAUUACUCCUCUGACAUGGAGCCAGACACUAGAGAGAUGGUACGAGCACAGAACAAAAAGAAGAAGAAAUCUGGGGGCUUCCAGUCUAUGGGCUUGAGUUAUCCUGUAUUCAAAGGGGUCAUGAAGAAAGGCUACAAAGUGCCUACGCCAAUCCAGCGAAGGACCAUCCCUGUGAUCCUGGAUGGGAAAGACAUGGUGGCCAUGGCAAGGACCGGCAGUGGGAAGACGGCUUGUUUCCUCAUCCCCAUGUUUGAGAAGCUGAAGGCGCACAGUGCCCAGACGGGAGCCCGAGCCCUCAUCCUCUCGCCAACCCGCGAGCUUGCCUUGCAGACUAUGAAAUUCACAAAGGAGCUGGGCAAGUUCACAGGCCUGAAGACUGCGUUGAUUCUGGGAGGAGAGAGAACAGGCUCGCAGGUGCUGCACGCAGUGGGUCUGAUUCUGCACUCGCGGUGUAAAUGGGAAGUGACGCCACUGAAGCUGAUGGAGUCACAACCUCAUCCAAUGGGGGCUGCCUGCUACUCCGCACCUCUUAAGAGCAUCUUCCUAUGUGUAUUUCUGGGGGGAGAGCAGAGACUGGAGAUGGGUCUUCCUGGAGUGGACCUGUCAUCUGAAUGUCCUUCUUGGCCCGGCAGAUUUGGGCUGGAGAGGCAGGUGGGAUGGGAGGGGGUUGGUUGGGAAGAGCUGCCUUGUCCUAUUUUUCACCAGAGUGGAGAGCUGCAGCUUCCCCAGCUCCAUCUCUCUCCACCAGGACAGGUGGGUGCCUGGGUGUGGGUAGCACCUUGGCCCUGUCCUGGAGUUGUGGGCAGCUGGGUGCCUGUGCCCAUUGGUGUCUGUCAUUCCAGAAUCAUUGGCACCCCGGGGCGCCUGAUGCACGUGGCUGUGGAAAUGAACCUGAAACUGCACAGUGUGGAGUACGUGGUGUUUGACGAAGCUGACAGGCUCUUUGAGAUGGGGUUUGCGGAGCAGCUGCAAGAGAUCAUCGCCCGGCUCCCCGAGAGCCGCCAGACCCUGCUUUUCUCUGCCACGCUCCCCAAACUGCUCGUGGAGUUUGCUCGGGCCGGUCUCACUGAGCCAGUCUUGAUCCGGUUGGACGUGGAGACCAAGCUCAGUGAGCAGCUCAAGCUGGCCUUCUUCCAUGUGCGCGCAGAUGACAAGCCGGCCGUGCUGCUGCACCUGCUGAGGAGCGUGGUGAGGCCGCAGGAUCAGACAGUCGUCUUCGUGGCCACCAAGCACCAUGCGGAGUACCUCAAGGAGUUGCUGACAGCGCAGGGCGUGAACUGCACCCAUAUCUACAGCUCCCUGGACCAGGCAGCCCGGAAAAUCAACAUCGCCAAGUUCGUGCACGGCCAGUGCGCAGUGCUGAUUGUUACCGACGUGGCUGCCCGCGGCAUUGAUAUCCCCAUGCUGGACAAUGUCAUCAACUACAGCUUCCCUGCCAAGCCCAAGCUGUUCCUGCACCGUGUCGGCCGCGUGGCCCGCGCUGGCCGCAGUGGCACCGCCUACUCCCUGGUGGCAUCGGAUGAGACCCCAUAUGUCUUUGACUUGCACCUGUUCCUAGGGCGCCCGCUCACCCUCGCCAGCCCCCACGAGAAACCCUCAGACGGGGAUGGGGUGUUUGGCAGAGUCCCCCAGAGCGUCAUCGACGAUGAGGAGUGUCUGCUGUUCACUGACCACGAGAGCUCACUGGAUCUGCAGAGCCUGCGCAAGGUGUCGGAGAAUGCGCACAAGCAGUACCUGAAGUCCCGUCCUGGCCCCUCGCCCGAGUCUGUCAAGAGGGUGAAGGAGCUGGACUUCUCCCUGCUGGGCAUCCACCCGCUCUUCAGUUCUUGCUUUGGGGAGGAUGAGCUGGAGAGACUGAAGUUCGUGGACAACAUUAAAACCUACAGAUCCAAAGCAACCAUCUUUGAGAUCAACGCCACCAACAAGACCCUGGCCAGCGAUGUGAUGCGAGCCAAGCGGAGCCGCGACCGCAGCCUCAUUGACAAGUACCAGAGGGGGCAGCAGGAGAGACGGGCUGGGGCUGCGCUGGGGGGCCAGGACCCAGCAGUCCCUGCCCCUGAGGAGGAGGAAGCAAACCUCCAGGAAGUGUUCUCCGCUGUGGUGGGCAGGAAGCGGAAGCAGCAUCAGGUGGGAGAGGGCCUCAGGAAGAAGCAGCGGCAUGAGGCACAGCGGGAUGAGGAGUUCUACAUUCCCUACCGGCCCAAGGACUUGGAGAGCGAGCGGGGGCUGAGCAUUGGCGGGGAGGGCAGUGCCUUUGAGCAGCAGGCUUCUGGCGCCGUGCUCGACCUCCUGGGAGACGAGACCCACAACAUGAGCAAGACCAAGCAGCUGCUCAAGUGGGACCGCAAGAAGAAGCGGUUUGUGGGGAAAACUGGCCAAGAGGACAAGAAGAAAAUCUGCACAGAGAGUGGCAGGUACAUCAGCGGCUCCUACAAGAACAACCUCUAUGAGAAGUGGAAGAAGAAAUACAAAGUUGAGGAGUGGGACUCCGAGGAGGAGGCGGGGAGCGAGCCGAGAGGCGGAGCGCACCGCAGGGGCAGAGGAGGCAAGCGGCUGGCGCCCGCCCCCGGGAAGCACGGCUCCCAGCAGGGCAAGGUGCACUCGGAGCUGAAGAGCAAGCAGCAGAUCUUGAAGCAGAGGAAGCGGGUGGCCAAGCAGAACUUUCUGCAGACGGGCGGCCUGAAGCGGCUGAAAGGCAAGAAGCGGCAGCGGGUGCAGGAGCUGCGCAGGACGGCGUUUGGCCGUGGUGCUGCCAAGAAGGGGAAAAUGAGGAAAAGGAUGUAAAGAAUGGAGCGUGGGAGGGCAGCAGGCCUGGUCUGAGCGAAGGGCUGAUUCCCAGCCAUCUCCCCUUUCUGGGGGUGAGCUGCCCCAUGCAGACUCCGCCCUGGGCAGGUGCCAUUAAAGGACAUUGGUUGGUUUUCA